AUGUUUGCCUCCUUCAAAUCACCGAUAGAUAAUUUUGCAGGAGCCCAAAACGGCUCUCCGUCUGCUGUCUGUGGAGCACAAGUGAUCAAAGACGUAUCCCUCCAGGAGCUUGAGUGGAUCAACAAGCAGAUUGAAACGGUACAACACGAGGUGGAGCAGGAGCAAAGGCGACUGUCGCACUACCAGACUGUGCAGGUAGACAGCAGGAACACAGCACGUGACUUAUCAGUUUCCAAGUUUGAGACAGCAGGUAAAAAUAUACACAAAGAUUCUUAUGGACUGCCUCCAUGCACAGACUUAACUAAACCAUAUUCCAGAGCGAGGAAGUACGUAGUUGACAACUCAAAACCAAGGACUGAUUUAGAGUAUGACCCUCUGUCCAACUUUUCUGCAGCCCUGCAGUCUUACAGCUCAUCAAGUAAGGAGCAGAAAAUCAAAAACGGACAAGGGUUGAAAAGAGGGAGAAACGUUAAUAGUGAGCAAAAGAAACUAGUCCCACAUCAGGCCCAACUUUCCAGAUUGUCUUCUCCAGAGCUACUCGAUGACUCUAAUGAUGACUGCAACUUGAUUAUUGACAUUCCUCCGUCGCCUGACAGAAAGAGAGGUCGAUCUCAGAAACCUGCUGAUUGUGUUCCUGACACAACACAGCAUACAGUAAAGGAACUCAAAGAGAUCCAACAAGCGCCAAUUUUACUUGAUUUCCCACCAAAGCUACUUGCAAAUGCUGAGGUGUUAAAGGAAAACUUAACACUUGACAGCAGUGUUAUUUCCUCAACUGGAUGUUUGGAGGACUUCGUAGUUGAACCUGCUGGCUCAUUCUCCCCAUUCAAACAACACGUUCAGAAAAUGGAGGAGCCCACCCAGCACACGGUUCAGAAGACAUUAGACAAAACACCAGGACUGACACAGGUUAAAACUGUUAUUCACCAUGCUUCACCUGACGGCUACCUGAAGCAGGCAGAGCCAGUCUCAGGCAGCAAUCAGUGUCAGGCUCAAUACGGUUCAGAAACACCUGUCAACUUACAUUUGACAAACAAAGCUGAGUCUUCAUCUGCAUCAACUGGGCAGCGUUGGGUGAAAACGGACAGUGGAGAGGUUGUAAUCAUCGUCUCCACCUCUGACGAGGAGGAAGAGCUCAACUAUUCAGAAGCAGAGCUUUCAGACAGCGACCCAAUGGAGGAAUGCUACAGGAUCUUCAUGGAGGCAAACAAUGCAGAGAAGGGAAAUGAAGAGCAGCCUGAUGCGUCUGUUGGAGCUGCAAAUGUGGAGGAACCAGAGAUUAAUGUCAAACCUCAAGCACUGUCGGGAAAGAAGAGGACAGCUCAUGAAGCCAAACAUGCAGAGCAGCCAGUGGCUAAGAGCAGACCUCAGCCCCAGGUCCUGGUUCCACUUCGUGGGCCUGCAGCACCAGGAUUUGCCCCCCUGUCCACCAUCACUUCUAACAUCCAGCAAGUACAGCAGAGAGCCUCCAUGCUGACUGCUUCAGUACAGGGCAGUCAUGCUUUUUUCUCCUCCACCUGUCAGAGGAGACAAGAGACCCAAAUGGUGGCUGCUCCUCCUUUUCCUCCUCAGACCUCAGUAAACGCACAACCUGUUCCUAUGCAGAAUGCCUACAUUAACUACAUACCUUUGGGAACCGCAGUCAUCGAGGUGGGCAACAACUUGCACUUGAUCCUCCCGCAGGCGACCUUCCCUUUGCCUGUCUCAUCCAAUUCCAACCCAGUAACUUCAGUCCUAACCCCAAUCAGUCAAGUGCAUACAAGCCCUCUUACCAUGAAACAAACAUACCAUCAACCUGCAGUUACCCCUUUGCAAAGAUACCGCACAGCACCACCUCUGCUCAUUCCUGUGCCGGCACGUAAACCUGCGCUCAACUCUGGCUUUGCAUCAGCACAUUCAGGUCCAGCCAAUCCCACCACUCCUCAAGCUGCUAAGCCAGUGCCAACUAAGCGUAAAGUGAAGCAGGUGUAUGAUGCACCCAAAGACAAAGUGCCUCAUGACGUCCGGCAGCGUUACGUGAACAUGUUCACAGAGGAGUUCCUCAAAACAUCAGCCAAUGUUAAUGAUGCAUUUGAAAAGGCGCUCGCGGAAGAGAAGGCGGUGUAUAAUCGCAGCAUGAACAAACUCAAAUAUCUGAGUGUUGCAGUGAAUGCACUGAAGAGGCUCAAAAAUCAAAAUGCUGUUGCUGCUGAAGCUAAAAAUGAUUUCAGCAGCCAAAAAUCCAAAGGCAACAUUCCUCUCAACCUGAAGAAGCUCAAAGGAAACGAUGAUAAGUCACUGUAUGAGAGUUUGAAGGAUUAUAUUAUGACUGAGGAAAAGCUGAUUGAGAGCAACUACCCUGUCCAGCACCCGGAGAAACCUGGUUGUGCUGCUCUUUUUGCUGACAAUAAGAAAGGCAUCACAGAUCCCCUAAAGAGGAUUUGCUGUCGCUGUGGGGCCACGUAUUCUGUGAACCAAACGGGCAAACACAUCCGCAAGGAGGAGUGCAACUACCACUAUGGGAAAGGAAUUGAGAAAAGAGUGCCAGGUGGAGUGGAGACCCGUUACAGUUGCUGUGAGGCGGUCAUGGGAGCACCUGGAUGCCAACAGUUUAAGUUGCAUGUCCAUGAUUCCCUCAGCCUGGAUGGGUUUGUGGCAACCGUCCCGAGACGUCCCUCAGAUACGAGUUGCCCUGGAGUUUACGCAGUGGAUUGUGAAAUGUUUUACACCAUUCAUGGUUUGGAGCUGUCCAGAGUAACGGUCGUCAACAGUAGUCGUCAAGUCGUCUACGACACCUACGUCAGGCCUGAUAAUGAUGUCAUUGACUAUAACACCAGGUUUUCAGGCAUCAGUGAGGAAGAUGUGAAAGGGACCCACACUUCUCUCAGAGAGGUGCAGGAGACCUUGUUGAGCUUCAUCAGUGCCGACACCAUUCUGAUCGGACAUGAGUUGGAAACAGAACUCUGUGCCCUGAAGUUGUUCCAUGGGACGGUGGUAGACACAUCUGUGGUCUUUCCCCACCGUCUGGGCCCCCCUCACAAGCUGACCCUCAACAAUGUCACUGCUGAGUAUCUCAGGAGGAUCAUCCAAGAGAGUGUUUGUGGCCACGACACUGCAGAAGACGCUGCGGCAUGCAUGGAGCUCAUGUUAUGGAAGGGCAAAGAAGAUGGAAAACUGAAAAAAUCAUGAAAAUAAAGCAAAAAAACUCAUCCCCACACUGUUCACACCGCACAUAAAAACGCAUGCUGUUUGAUUUAAUUGAUUUAUGUUUAAGAGUGUUUUCCCUUUGUUAAAUUUUGAUUUGGAGCCUGUAUAAGUAUUAAUGCACUGGUAACAAAACCUGAAGAGUGUUUGUUUGUGUGU
Molecule: messenger RNA, 3342 nt
Organism: Scomber scombrus (Atlantic mackerel)
Lineage: Eukaryota; Metazoa; Chordata; Actinopteri; Scombriformes; Scombridae
Exons: 17
Coding region: 1-3168 (1055 amino acids)
Cellular component (GO): nucleus
Molecular function (GO): nucleic acid binding; exonuclease activity
Source: RefSeq, a predicted model, not a curated record